Molecule: messenger RNA, 1073 nt
Organism: Carica papaya (papaya)
Lineage: Eukaryota; Viridiplantae; Streptophyta; Magnoliopsida; Brassicales; Caricaceae
Product: Glutathione S-transferase family protein
Molecular function (GO): glutathione transferase activity
Source: RefSeq, a predicted model, not a curated record
AGCACUUUCCAAUUUGGAUCCACUCGUUCUCCUUCCACUGUAGGUUUUACCUUUACGCAUACUUUUAUUUAAUAUGCAAUAUAAGGAAGGAGGGUUUCUUUCUAUUUGCCUGCGCAAAUCCCUGAAGCCCUCUGUCUUUCUUCAAUUCAACUUUCUGGGAUUCUUACUCUUUUCUUUUGGGCAAUUCAUUUGUCAACUACACCCAAAACCGACAGUCCUCUACUUUUCCCAUUACUGGUAACUUUUGAUCUUCAAAGAUAUGCAGCUAUACCAUCACCCAUAUUCUUUGGACAGCCAAAGGGUGAGACUUGCUUUGGAAGAGAAAGGCAUUGACUACACAUCAUACCAUGUCAACCCUAUUACAGGCAAGCACAUGGACUCCUCCUUCUUUAAAAUGAAUCCAAAUGCAAAACUCCCUGUUUUCCAGAAUGGUUCGACCAUCAUCUUCGAUGCAAUUGAGAUAAUAGAAUAUAUCGAAAGAAUCGCUGUGAUCUCUUCUGGUGCAGAUGAUGUCAGUGUUAGUAGCAGAGAAGUUGUUGAAUGGAUGCAUAAGAUAAGAGAGUGGGAACCCAAGAUUUUCACAAUUUACCACAUCCCUGAGAAGCAUCGCAUAUUUGUUUCUAAGUUCUUGAGGCGGGUAGUGAUUGCUCGGAUGGCUGAAUCUCCUGACCUAGCAAGUGCAUACCAUCGAAAGCUAAGAGAGGCAUACGAAAUGGAGGAUAAACUGAAAGAUCCCGAGGUGUUGAGGAGGAGCAAAGAACAUUUGGUUAGACUCCUUGAUGAAGUGGAAAGGAAGCUGAAUGAAACAGCGUAUUUAGCAGGGGAAGAGUUCACGAAGGCAGACUUGAUGCUCAUUCCAGUGCUGGCUCGCUUAGUGCUUCUGGAUAUGAAAGACGAGUACAUAAGCAACAGGCCAAACAUCUCAGAGUAUUGGACGUUGGUGCAACAGAGGCCUAGUUACAAAAAGGUGAUUGGCAAGUACUUCAAUGGCUGGAGAAAGUACAAGACACUAAUAAAAACCUGGUUGUUUGUUCAUAUCCGUUGUAUGCUUAAGAGAUAUUGAUGAGGAAUCA